AUGAGCUCCUCCCAAGGCGCCAAGCUCGCUGAUCUUCAGCGUGACAUGAAGGAGCCCACCGACAAGACGACUCUCACCUCUGACUUUGGUGUCCCACAGACAAACAACGAUGACUGGCUCAAGGUGUACAGCGAGGACAAGCAGGGGCCCUUUUUGAUGGAAGACAAUUUCGGCCGUGAAAAGAUUCACCGCUUCGACCAUGAGCGCAUCCCCGAGCGGGUAGUUCAUGCCCGGGGUGCCGGCGCAUUCGGUCGAUUCACUCUGCACACCAGCAUUGAGGACCUCACUUACGCUCCCAUCCUCACGGACACAUCACGCGAGACCCCUGUCUUUGUGCGUUUCUCCACUGUCCUCGGCUCACGAGGCAGUGCCGACACCGUUCGUGAUGUCCGAGGCUUCGCAGUCAAGAUGUACACCCAAGAAGGCAACUGGGACAUCGUUGGGAACGACAUCCCCGUAUUUUUCAUCCAAGACGCAAUUAAAUUCCCUGAUAUGGUGCACGCGGCGAAGCCUGAGCCGCACAAUGAGGUGCCACAAGCACAAUCUGCACACAACAACUUCUGGGACUUCCAGUUCCUCCAUCCCGAAGCCACCCACAUGUUCAUGUGGGCCAUGUCUGACCGCGGUAUCCCGCGCUCUUUCCGCAUGAUGCAGGGGUUCGGAGUGAACACCUUCACACUGGUCAACUCCAAGAAGGAGCGCUCCUUUGUCAAGUUCCACUUCACCCCAGAGCUCGGCGUGCACUCGCUCGUCUGGGAUGAGGCCUUAAAACUUGCAGGCCAGGACCCUGACUUUCACCGCAAGGACCUCGAGGAGGCCAUCGAGAACGGAGCCUUCCCAAAGUGGAAGUUCGGAGUGCAAGUCAUCCCCGAGGCCAAGGAGCACGACUUUGACUUUGACAUACUCGACGCCACCAAGGUGUGGCCCGAGGACCUGGUCCCGGUCAAGUACAUCGGCGAGCUCGAGCUCAACCGCAUGCCCGACGAGUACUUCCCGCAGACGGAGCAGGUCGCCUUCUGCACCGCCCACGUGCCUCCCGGCAUCGGCUUCUCCGACGACCCCCUGCUGCAGGGCCGCAACUUCUCCUACUUCGACACCCAGCUGAGCCGCCUGGGCGUCAACUGGCAGGAGCUGCCCAUCAACCGGCCCGUCUGCCCCGUCAUGAACUUCAACCGCGACGGCGCCAUGCGCCACGCCAUCCACAAGGGCACGACCAACUACUGGCCCAACCGCUUCUCCAAGGUCCCGCCCGCGCCCGAGGACAGCAAGACGUCGUACGUCGACUACGAGGAGAAGGUCGCGGGCAUCAAGAAGCGCGCCCGCAGCGCCAAGUUCCGGGAGCACGUCGCGCAGGCGCAGCUCUUCUUCAACAGCCUCUCGCCCCAGGAGAGGUCGCACCUGACCAGCGCGCUGGCCUUUGAGCUCGACCACUGCGACGACGAGGUCGUCUACGAGCGCAUGGCGCAGCGCCUCGCCGAGAUCGACCUGGGCCUCGCGCAGAGCGUCGCCGAGAUGGUCGGCGCCACCGUGCCCGACAAGGCCGGGCGGCCGAACCACGGCCGCAGGGCGCCGAACCUGUCGCAGAUGGACCUGCUGCCGGCCAAGCCCACCAUCGCCACGCGCCGCGUCGCCAUCCUGAUCGCCGACGGCUUCGACUCAGUCUCGUACACCGCCGUCCGCGGCGCGAUCGGCGCGCUGCAGGGGACCCCGAUGGUCAUCGCGCCGAGGCGUUCGGCCAUCAAGCCCGCCGGCGGCGGCGCCAGCGUCAAGCCCGACCACCACCUCGAGGGCUUCCGUAGCACUAUGGUGGACGCUAUUUUCAUCCCCGGUGGCGAGCAGUCCAUCAAGGCGCUAAGCAGCAACGGCCGCGCCUUGCACUGGGUGCGCGAGGCCUUUGGGCACCUCAAGGCCAUCGGCGCGACGGGUGAGGCGGUCUCGUUUGUGCGUACGGCCGUCUCGCUGCCCGCGGUCGAGGUCUCGAGCUCCGAGGAGGCGGUUGAGUCGUACGGCGUGGUGACACUCGGCAAUCCCAACACGGACAGCUUGUCAAAGGUGGUGGAUAUUGUCAAGAACGGCAAGAAAUUUACGGAUAAGUUCUUCCACGCGAUCGCGAUGCAUAGGAACUGGGAUCGCGAGCUGCAGGGGUUGAGCACGCAGGUUGCUUACUAA
This is a messenger RNA of Thyridium curvatum, 2169 nucleotides long. RefSeq lists its product as uncharacterized. The record is from RefSeq and is a predicted model, not a curated record. Gene Ontology annotation, molecular function: catalase activity; heme binding. Gene Ontology annotation, cellular component: cytosol. Gene Ontology annotation, biological process: hydrogen peroxide catabolic process; response to oxidative stress. Lineage: Eukaryota; Fungi; Ascomycota; Sordariomycetes; Thyridiales; Thyridiaceae. Bases 1 to 2169 code for a protein of 722 amino acids. The transcript is spliced from 3 exons.